Echinostoma caproni is the source of this 465-nucleotide messenger RNA. The record is from the annotation of a GenBank genome assembly. NCBI's taxonomy places the organism in Eukaryota, Metazoa, Platyhelminthes, Trematoda, Plagiorchiida, Echinostomatidae.
UUGUUUGCUAGGUGUAAGGUGAAUUUUGCUCGUCUCAAAACGUGGUCCGUAUCAACAGCUGUUGCUCAGUACGAGCGGCAGUCGAUCCUCUCCAGCGUGAAUGGAUCCAUAGUCAGCCAAAUUCGCCGAGGUGUUCUGGUACUCAUUGGAAUCUCAUCCAAGGAUGAAAAACAAGACAUAGCGUACAUAGUACGAAAGAUUUUAAAUCUUCGAUUGUUCCCCAACGCAGACGGAUCACGACGUUGGGAUAAAAGUGUCAAAGAUCUCGGCUUAGAAAUACUGUGUGUUAGUCAGUUUACCUUGUACAGCGAACUUAAAGGAAACAAGUUAGACUUUCAUCGGGCCAUGGAUCCAGAACUGUCGGAGAAAGUUUACGCCAGCGUUGUACAACAAAUCCGUGAGAACUAUGUACCGGAACGUGUAAAAGGUACAGUCAGAUUUUCUGUCUCUGGAAACACAAGUUGA